Molecule: messenger RNA, 1287 nt
Organism: Zygosaccharomyces rouxii
Lineage: Eukaryota; Fungi; Ascomycota; Saccharomycetes; Saccharomycetales; Saccharomycetaceae
Gene: CAR2
Product: ornithine-oxo-acid transaminase
Exons: 1
Coding region: 1-1287 (428 amino acids)
Cellular component (GO): cytoplasm
Molecular function (GO): L-ornithine transaminase activity; identical protein binding; pyridoxal phosphate binding
Source: RefSeq, a predicted model, not a curated record
AUGCCACUUUCUUCCGCUGAUACCGUCAAAUUAGAACAAGAAUAUUCUGCUCACAACUACCAUCCCUUACCAGUUGUAUUCCAUAAGGCUCAAGGAGCGCACGUUUGGGAUCCUGAAGGCAAGGAAUAUUUAGAUUUUUUAUCAGCAUACUCGGCUGUCAAUCAAGGUCACUGUCAUCCUAAAAUUGUAGAAGCACUUAUCGAUCAGGCUCAGAAGUUAACAUUAUCGUCAAGAGCUUUCUCUAGUGAUGUAUUUGCGGAGUUUGCUCAAUACGUAACCAAAUUUUUUGGCUAUGAAAUGGUUUUGCCAAUGAAUACCGGUGCAGAAGCUGUUGAAUCAGCACUUAAGUUAGCCCGUAGAUGGGGGUAUGAGAAAAAGGGAAUUCCAUCAGAUGAGGCUAUUAUCCUUGGUGCAGAAGGUAAUUUCCACGGUCGUACAUUUGGUGCAAUUUCGUUGUCAACAGAUGAAGAGGAUUCACGCAAAAAUUUUGGACCAUUUUUAGAAAACACUUCUGCUCAUUGUCCAACGACUCAUAAACCAAUUCGUUAUGGUGUUGCAGAGGAUUUAGAAGACAUCCUCAAAGUGAAGGGUGACAAAGUUGCUGCGAUUAUUCUGGAACCAAUUCAAGGUGAAGCUGGAAUUGUCGUACCACCAAAGGAUUAUUUGGUGAAAGUGCAAGCCAUGUGUAAAAAAUACAACGUUUUAUUCAUUUGCGAUGAAAUUCAAACAGGUAUUGGACGUACUGGUAAAUUGCUUUGCUUUGAGCAUUCGGGUGUUAAGCCUGACGUUGUUCUAUUAGGUAAGGCAAUUUCUGGUGGUAUGUUACCAGUGUCCUGUGUUUUAUCUUCAAAGGAAAUUUUGUUAACUUUAACCCCCGGCUCUCACGGUUCCACUUAUGGUGGUAACCCAUUAGCAUCUCGUGUAGCCAUUGCAGCUUUGGAUGUUGUUAAAAAUGAAAAUCUGGUGCAAAGAGCCCACGAUUUGGGUCUAUUCCUACAAAACGAAUUGCUAAAACUACAGAAGGAAUCGAAAGGUGCUAUUGCCGAAGUCCGUGGUGUAGGUCUUUUGACUGCUAUUGUGAUCGAUCCAACAAAGGCCAAUGGUCGUACAGCGUGGGAUCUCUGUCUGUUAAUGAAAGAUCAAGGUGUAUUGGCCAAGCCAACUCACGAGCACAUCAUUAGAUUGGCACCACCUCUGGUGAUCUCCGAAGAGGAUCUACGUAAAGGCGUUGAUGCUAUAAGGGAAAGUCUUAUUAAAUUACCCACCGCACCAAUCUCCAGUCAUUAG